CACUCCCACACGCAGGCAUCAAAUUAAAUUGUCUACGCCGCAGUUUAAGUCACCACGUACUAGAGCUAGCGCCUCGUCUUCUGCGAGCUGUCGCAUAGAGGCAUAGACAUCUGAACAGCUAUAUUUUACGACUUUCACAAGAAAUUAGAUAAACGAAUGUGGAAUUGACAAUGGGCGCAGCUUGCCCGAAUUCUCCAAGUGUCAGUAUGGCUCGGCCGAGGCCGCUGUGCAGUGCAUUCUUGGCGCUUGUGUUAACUUUGGCAUGCGUUCACGCAUCAUUUCAAGAUGACUUUGACAUUGUGUGGGGGAUAUCACAUGGUGUCUGGGGCUCAGGGCGCAGCCGCAUCGGCCGGCGCCUUUUGACACGCGACCUGAGCAUGGACGAAAUUUUCCGGUACUGGCAGAAGAUGUACGGCAAGUGGCCGACAGAUGUGUACGAAACACACUUGACUGACUACCGGAACCAUGUAGCGAGGUCCGGGCGGGAGUUUGGCAUCCCUCGCAACGACCAGGAGUUCCUUGACCUGUACUAUUACCUGCGCAACCGCACCGAGGUGCCGCGUGCCGUUGGCUGGACACCUGAGCGUGAGCGCUGCGCUCCGGGUUGCUACCUGCAUGGCACAUGCAACCAGGAGCUGGGCAGAUGUGACUGUCCACGCGGCCGACAGGGCCCAGACUGUUCAGAGCCGCUGGCCACGUCAUGUCGGGAAUUCUGCCAGCAUGACGGGCAGUGCCACCGCGUGAUUCGCGAGUGGUGCAUCAACGAGUGCAAUGACCGCGGGUCUUGUGUCGGCGGCUUCUGUCACUGCUGGCCUGGCUACUUUGGCACGGACUGCUCGCUAAGUGUGGAUUAUGAGGGCAAGGAGCCCAACAGCAACGGGCCCAACACCACCGUGCUGCUGGCAGGGCAGGGAUACAGGCCAAAUCCGCGCGGCCCCAAGAUCUACGUGUAUGAAUUUCCCCCACAAUACCACGUAUGGAGCCUUCUGUGGCUGGAUCGGCCGCUAAACAUCAUCCUGUGGGAGCGGCUCAUGAGCCUGGGCCUGCGCACGGUGAACCCUGAGGAGGCUGACUACUUCUUUCUGCCCGGGUGUGGCCGUGGCUGCAACAAGUGGGACCAGAAAUUCAAAUACAUCAUGGAGCACUACGCCAAGUACUGGAACCGCCGGAACGGCCGUGAUCACCUCAUGACACACGCUGGUGACUGGGGCCGGUGUGAGAAGGCUUGGGGACCGGAUAGCGCGCCCUUCAUCGCCAACCUGACUAUGCUCAACCACUGGGGCAUCACGGUGGACCGGAGUCAGGAGACAGAGCACGACCUGUUCAACGCCUGCCACAUCCCCGACCAGGACAUCCAAGUACCGGUGCUAUGCGGUGACUUGUAUCCACAAUUUGAACACAAUGUAUGGCACCCUAAGCGGCGAGCGCACCCAGUGAACAAGACUGUGCUAGCAUCAGUUGCGGGUUCAAUAUGCGGUUGGAAUAGUGCUGAGGAGCCACCCUGUAAGAACAAGUACUACUCUUUUGGCGUGCGUGCGGCGUUGUGGACAACGCUGCGUGACAAGCCUGGCUUCCACAUCGCCAAACGCGUGCCUGUGCUGGGCCAGUCCAUGGCGGAGAGCGAGUUUUGCUUCGCGCCAACUGGCGCUGGUCAUGGCAAGCGCCAAGUCGUGUCGGUGACCCUCGGCUGUAUGCCUGUCAUCAUUAGUGAUCACGUGGCACAGCCUUUUGAGCCGUUCCUGGACUGGAAUGACUUUGGCGUAUGGAUUGCGGAGGCUGACCUGCCGGAUGUAGAAGCCAUCCUGCGAGGCUUCACGCCACAGCAAAAGGCUGCCAAGAUGAAGAAACUGUACUGCGCCGCCCGGCAUGUCGCGUACACAACCGUCUUUGGAGGCCUAUUUGAUGGCGACACGGGCGAGUAUGACGCAAUUGCAACAAUAUUUAAUAUUCUGCGGGUGCGCUUGCGGCACCCUGGAGUGCCAGACCACGAGCUAAUGAAGAUGGACCAGGACUUUGCGGAUUUCAUGGCAUGCAAGCCUGGCAGCCCACGCGCCAGUGGCUUGGUGGCUGGUGCCGCAGCGCCCCCAGCCCCGCCGCUGCCCAACGCAGCUUCCAAUGCGCGCUACAAGGACAGCAUAGAUGCCAAAGCAUUUCCUCAUCGCACUGUCACCACCGCCGCAUGGAUAAAGGCUGUUGCCGGCACAGGUGCAGCGACUACACAGCAGGUCCAGCCUAGCACUGACACUGCAGCCAUGAUCCCGGGGCCACUGUGCGCGUUCAACGGUCACUGGGUGGCAUAUGCCAGCUUUGACACCCCAGGCAACCCGUCCGCUGAGCUGGGCAAUGCGCAUCGAGCACAAGGGCAGUGCAUGCCCAAGAAUGCCAACCGCCCAGGCAACUUUCCACCAGGUGGAUCCAUCACCUGCCCACCAAUAGGGCCGAUCACUGAGUGCGCUGUACUGGUGUAGGUAUUGUCUGUUUCAGUACAGCGACCACCGUGGGGAUAAGGCUGCAAAAUUGCUAGCCAUUGAUUUGUUUUUUUUGUAUUCGAAGAUGAGACAAAACUUUUGGCUUUGGCAGAGUUUGAGAGCUAGAGCAUGGAAGGGCAAGAAGGCUGUGUCAAUGGGGGAUAGUGUGUACAGCGAAACAUGUCUAUGACCAUUCAAAUGAUAUUGGGUAUGCAUAAGGCGGGGAAAACGUUGUAGCACGCCCAGGGCGCGGCGCAUACACUGCAUAUAGGUGCCACUCGUGCCACUCAGGGUCAGAUCGUUUGUCGAUCGCCCGAGGGGGGUUCCCGGCUUUUUGCAAGUUAGUAUGACUACUGGGGUCGACGGUAUUGGUGGUAUCUGUAAGUAACUCCAACG
Chlamydomonas reinhardtii is the source of this 2864-nucleotide messenger RNA. RefSeq lists its product as uncharacterized. Bases 207 to 2468 code for a protein of 753 amino acids. The transcript is spliced from 20 exons. Lineage: Eukaryota; Viridiplantae; Chlorophyta; Chlorophyceae; Chlamydomonadales; Chlamydomonadaceae. Gene Ontology annotation, molecular function: glycosyltransferase activity. The record is from RefSeq and is a predicted model, not a curated record.